AUGCUUUUAGCUUACCACGUUAUCGUGUGGUCGGCUUUGAAUCUGCGGGUCAUCAUUGAGAACACAUUUCUUUUGGCUGUUUUAUCGACUGCGUACGCUCUAGGGUUCAUGUACAUAAUCAUGGCUUGGGACAUGGCUAACGUGGUUUCUGUGCUAGAAGAUGUUUAUGUUAUUAAAGCUAUCAUGAAGAGUAAUGGUUUGAUUAAGCAUAACAUCGGGACCGUGGUAUUCAUCUCCUACGUGUUUGCCUAUUUCUAUUUGGUUCUGCAGCUACCGAUCCUACUCUUCGUUGGGUUCGAUGUUGUUGUGAGAGAAAGAGUGCUUCGAAUAGGAAUCGGAGUGGCGUGCUUCUCGUUGAUGUCAAUGGUAGUGAUGUACUUCGUCUGCAACUCUAAUGUCGGCCCCCAUGAGAACAUCGACAAGUCUUUCUUGGCUGAGCACCUCCAGGCGUAUCUCGGAGGAGAGUAUGCGCCUUUGAAGAUCAAUGGUGAUGUUGAGAUUGUAUAA
Eucalyptus grandis is the source of this 507-nucleotide messenger RNA. RefSeq lists its product as uncharacterized. The transcript has a single exon. NCBI's taxonomy places the organism in Eukaryota, Viridiplantae, Streptophyta, Magnoliopsida, Myrtales, Myrtaceae. The coding region runs from base 1 to 507 and encodes 168 amino acids. The record is from RefSeq and is a predicted model, not a curated record.